AUGAGUAGCUUGAUUGGCAGCACAAUGCGCUUCGAUGCGCGCAUUCUGCACGACUUUGAUCUAAAGGUGGUACCCUUGUUGUACAGCUUGAAGGCUAGUGUCUCCGACAUCAACCCCCUUGAUGAGCACUAUGAGGAACUCAAGAAUCAGAUUGAGACGCCUUUUUUGAGGGACGGGGAGUCGGAGCGUAUAAAGGUGCUGAACAAUCGCAUGAUGCUCUGGCGCUGUUCUCGUCGCACAGACCGGACAGGCAUUCUGGCACAAGGUUUGCAAGUAGCACCUUUUGAUGCGCCUUCGACGGGGUAUUUGUUGAGCAAGGGCGCCUGCUUCUCCGACGUGGUGAGCAAAUCCGCUGAUUACUGCUGUACCUCGCCCAGUGCCUUCUCCUCUGUAAAGUGGCUGUCGGUAAAACUCAAGACUGUUUCGCUGCCAGUACUUCUCGAGCCUUCAGGCAAACUGGCAGUCGCAGAGGCAAAUCUGUGCCUUUUCAAGCUGUUGCUUUGCUCGAAGAGUGUGUCAACCUUCUUUUAUAUGUACUGCCUCUUGGCAAGCAUGCCUACUUGA
Echinococcus granulosus is the source of this 564-nucleotide messenger RNA. RefSeq names its product Poly [ADP-ribose] polymerase. Lineage: Eukaryota; Metazoa; Platyhelminthes; Cestoda; Cyclophyllidea; Taeniidae. Gene Ontology annotation, molecular function: NAD+ poly-ADP-ribosyltransferase activity. The record is from RefSeq and is a predicted model, not a curated record. The coding region runs from base 1 to 564 and encodes 187 amino acids. The transcript has 4 exons.